This is a messenger RNA of Zea mays, 3470 nucleotides long. RefSeq lists its product as uncharacterized. The record is from RefSeq and is marked provisional. Lineage: Eukaryota; Viridiplantae; Streptophyta; Magnoliopsida; Poales; Poaceae. Gene Ontology annotation, cellular component: nucleus. Gene Ontology annotation, molecular function: protein binding; zinc ion binding; double-stranded DNA binding.
CACUCAGCAGUGCCAAGGCCCAGUGCCGACCGAGCCUUCCCCUCGCCUGAUCUGCGCGUCCCUGUCCUCGGCUCCUGAGCACUCGCGUACUCGCUCGUCGCAUCUGCCCACACUACCACUGGCCACACCGAAACCCUAGCUGCGCACCCAAAUCGAUCGAUCCAGGGACGGCAGCGGCACGACGCGCCAAAAUAGGUUCAGAACUAGCGUCGCGACAAAAUCGGUUCACGACCGCCACGGUUGGACCAGCUGCGCCGUGGCCGUGCGGCUGUGCGGCCGGCAUUGGCGCGCUGCGCGCUGCUUCAGGCCGGUGUGCCGCGCGGCUGGGCGACGUGAAACGGAUUCACAUCGUAGGAGCAGAACUUGCUGGUCGAGGUGGAGGCUUGCUGCGUGCAGCAGGACAGGGAGUCAGGGACAACAGAUUUUAGCAAAGUAUGAGCUGUGAACUAGUGUUAGAGGAAAGCACGAAGGAAAUAGUGGCAUAAAACUUGAUUUGUCUAAAGAUAAAUUGGUUUCUUAAAAUGGCUCAGCAAAUGGCUUCAGUUCAUUUGAAUGAUACAACAGUUGUUGAUGCCAAGCCCUUGCGUACAUUGACUCCCAUGUUCCCUGCACCACUAGGGCUUCACACGUUCACUCCUCAGAACUCACCUUCAGUUGUUUGUGUGACCCCAUUUGGACCAUAUGGUGGAGGGACUGAAUUGGGGAUGCCUGCUGUUCCACCAAUGUUUGCAGCGCCUGUACCUGCUGCAGGAGCAGAACCCAGCCAGAGACAGCCGCAUACAGCUAAUAUGAACGGAGGAGACACUGAAUUGGGGAUGCCUGCUGUUCCACCAAUGUUUGCAGCGCCUGCACCUGCUGCAGGAGCAGAACCCAACCAGGGACAGCCACAUACAGCUAAUAUGAACGGAACUGCAGUCAACAGUUCGGUCACAUCUUUGCAAACUCCUUCAGCUGCCACACAGGAAUCUGGUAAGAGGAAGAGGGGCAGGCCAAAGCGUGUGCCUGAUACUACUGUUUCUUCGGCUCCUUCAGCUCCUCUGGCUCCUACUAUUUCUCCAGUUCCUUCACUUCCUGUGGUUACUCCAGUUCCUUCAGCUCCUCAGGAAUUGAACACUAUUGUUUCCCUGACGCCUUCUUCAGACGCCCCACAAGAAUCUGGCAAGAGGAAGAGGGGACGGCCCAAACGUAUACAAGACGUUCCUGUAAUGGUUCCUCUGACCUCGCAAGGAGAUAGCACAUCUGUUAUUCAGACACUUCCAGGGUCCAGUGUACAUGAAUCUGGUACGAGAAGGGGACGUCCCAAACGUUUGCAGGAUAGUUCAGAUAUUGUCACUCCAAUUGACUCAAAAGAUAGUGAGUCCUCUCCCCAGCCACCUAUUGCCGCACCUGCCGAAAGUGGUAAGAGGAAGAGGGGACGUCCAAAGCGCAUUGAUGGUUCCGUGACUCCUUCAAGUCAUUCUGUUUUUUCAAUAGAUGAUGAUGCUGUUGACACGAUGAAACGUGGACGACCUAGGAAAAUUGAUACCAAACUGUUACAGUUUCCAUCUUUAUUUUCAGAUGAUCCUAGACAAACUGCAGAUAAUGUACUCAUGAUGUUUGACGCCCUGCGACGCAGACUUAUGCAGAUGGAUGAUGUGAAACAAGCUGCAAAGCAGCAGCCUAACUUGAAAGCUGGGAGCAUCAUGAACAAUGCUGAACUUCGUGUCAAUAAGGACAAGAGGAUAGGAGAGGUUCCAGGUGUUGAGGUUGGUGAUAUGUUCUACUUCAGAAUUGAGAUGUGCUUAGUGGGGUUGAAUAGUCAGAGCAUGGCAGGGAUAGAUUACAUGUCUGCCAAGUUCGGUAAUGAGGAGGACCCUGUAGCUAUUAGUGUUGUGUCAGCUGGUGUAUAUGAUAACACUGGAGAUGAUCCAGAUGUUCUAGUUUAUACUGGACAUGGCAUGUCGGGUAAGGAUGACCAAAAACUUGAGAGGGGUAAUCUUGCACUAGAGAGGAGUUUGCAUAGAGGUAAUCCAAUCAGAGUCAUUCGUAGCGUAAAAGACUUGACUUGUCCAACUGGCAAGAUUUACAUAUAUGAUGGUCUUUACAAGAUCAAAGAAGCCUGGGUAGAGAAAGGGAAAUCUGGUUUCAAUGUGUUUAAACACAAGUUGCUUAGGGAACCUGGCCAACCUGAUGGCAUUGCAGUGUGGAAGAAGACUGAAAAAUGGAGGGAAAAUCCAUCAUCUAGAGACCAUGUUAUAUUACUUGACAUAUCAUAUGGUGUGGAAAAUAACCCUGUCUGCCUUGUAAAUGAGGUUGACGAUGAAAAGGGCCCUAGCCGCUUCACUUAUACAACUAAUUUGACAUAUGGGAAUUCUCUCAGCUCGAUGAGAAAGAUGCAAGGUUGCAAAUGCAUAAGUGUAUGCCUCCCUGGUGAUAACAACUGCUCCUGUACGCAUCGAAAUGCUGGUGACCUUCCUUACAGUGCUUCAGGCAUACUUGUUAGCCGAAUGCCCGUUUUAUACGAGUGUGGUGAUUCCUGCACAUGUUCACAAAAUUGCCGGAACCGAGUUGUACAGAAAGGUACGCAGAUCCGUUUUGAAGUUUUUAAGACAGGAGAUCGUGGUUGGGGCCUCCGUAGUUGGGAUCCAAUUCGAGCAGGCACAUUUAUCUGUGAAUAUGCAGGUGAAAUCAUUGACAUAAAUAGAGUGAAUGGUGAAGAUGACUACAUAUUUGAGACUUCUCCUUUAGAGCAGAAUUUAAGAUGGAACUAUGCACCGGAAUUGCUGGGUGAGCCUAGUCUUUCUGACUCAAAUGAAACACCAAAGCAGCUGCCUAUAGUCAUCAGUGCAAAACGAACCGGCAACAUAGCUCGCUUUAUGAACCACAGCUGCUCACCUAAUGUGUUUUGGCAACCAGUUCUGUAUGAUCAUGGUGAUGAGGGAUAUCCACAUAUUGCAUUCUUUGCAAUUAAGCAUAUUCCUCCAAUGACAGAGCUUACCUAUGAUUAUGGUCAGAACCAGCGUAAUAGUAUUCAAAUGGGAACCCAUUCUGGUUUUCGGAAGUCUAAAAGUUGCUUAUGUUGGUCCCCGAAGUGUAGAGGUUCCUUUGGCUAAUAACCAGCCCUAUAAGGAAUAUAUUGGAUCAUAAUACUCCAUUUCAAAGUUACACCUAAGAUAUCUGCUGGUCGACUUUUAUAUUCAGCUCCCAAAAAUCUGUCACAAGUUUGUGAGAGCAACUGAAUUGUCUUUACCAGCAGAAGCAGCCCGUCAUGGUGGCCUGUAUGAAGCAGCAGGGGUCUCCUAUGUCCUAGGUGUUCCAUGCACCAUCGAAUAAAUCCACCCCUCUUCAUGUUAGAAUGGGAAACGGGGAUGUGUUUUGCACAAAUUAUCUGUCAUGCAGUCGUCGUAUUAAGUUUUCUUGAACUAGUUUGUAGUCAUCCUCAGAGAAUGCAUGAUGUGCACUUUGUAGUAAUAUAUGCAGGUUGUUAUCCC